AUGGUAUGUAGUCCCUUCAAGUCUUAUGCCCUCACUAGCGUAUAUCUUGGACUCAAGACCGGUUGGACUUUCGGCGCGUCCUUGUUCGGAUCUAUCUUAGGUUUCGCUAUUCUCAAACCCUUGUCAAAGGCGCUUCCUGAGAAGUUCGGUGGUGGGUAUUUCGGGCCGAAAGAGAACGUCUGUGUCCAGAGCGCAGCUACUGCUGCCGGUUCACUCGGACUACUUUUCACCUCUGGUUUUCCGGCCGCCUACCAGCUUGGUCUUCUUGGUUCAUCACCUACUGCAGAUUUCGGUCGCCUAAUCACUUUCACAUUCGCGGUCGCCUACAUUGGGAUCUUCUUUACAAUGCCCCUCCGGCGUCUCUAUAUUCUCAAGCUGAAACUGGUGUUUCCGUCCAGCGUUGCAGCCGCCUUCACUAUCCGCUCUCUUCAUGUGGGAAAGAAUGCUGCUGCUGUCGCAAUGAAGAAGACGUGGACGCUCGUAAUUGCCUUCCUCAUUGCCAUAACCUGGAGGGUCAUUUCAGAAUAUGCGCCAGGAAUUAUGUGGGACUGGCACUGGGGCUAUUGGUUCUACAAAGCUGGCUGGCACGGGAUCAUUGGUGCCGAGAACUGGGGUUGGAUCUUCGAAUGGACUCCAGCCUUCAUCGGCGUUGGUCUCCUAGUUCCACUCAAUGCCUCUGUAAGCUUCGCUAGUGGUGCCGUUAUUGCUUGGGGUAUCAUCGGGCCUGCCAUUGUUGCUGCCGGAGUGGCAUUUGGGACUCCUAUGUCCCCCGACUAUCCUGGCUACGUCAAUUACUCGAACAUGAUUCUUGACGAUCCUGUAAAUGCACCUUCACCAAAAUACUGGUUCAUCUGGCCGGGAUGCAUGUGUCUUCUAUGCGCAUCCGUCGGCGAGAUUGCAGCGAAUUACAAGUCAUUACUUGCCUCCUUCGCCAUGAUGCUUGAGCCUAUUAUCGAGAAGAUACGUCCCAACAAGCAUCUCGACAUCAACAAGGACGGAGCACUGUUAGAUCCUGUCCCGCUUAACGAGCAGACCCCCUUCUGGCUGUGGGGAGGCGGAACUGUUCUCUCAACUAUCAUGUGCAUGAUUGUUAUGAAGUAUCAAUUCGAUCAGAACCCUGGAAUUACCUUGCUCGCAAUCAUUAUUGCGUUCUUCUUCUCCCUCAUUGGUGCUGAGUGUGCAGGUCGUGUCUCCGUGAUUCCAGUCACGACUCUCGGCAACUUCUCUCAGCUCAUAUUUGGUGGGAUUUCGAAAGGCGCUGGUCAAGCUGCUGCAGUGAAUCAGUUGAAUAACGGCCUUACUGGUAUGAUUGCACUCGCUGCUUCCGAACAAUGUGCCGACAUGCUUGGCGAUCUCAAGACCACGCAUUUACUCGGAGCUUCUCCUCGUGUUCAGCUUUACGCACAGAUGGUUGGUGCACUUGUUUCCAUAUUCCUGUCGGCUGGAAUGUACGUCGUGUUCACGAAGGCAUACCCGUGUAUCAACGAGCUGUCAACCACCACCUGCUCCUUUCCUGCCCCGGACGUGGGUGCCUGGCGUGCCGUUUCUAUCGCCGUGUCCGCACCUUCAUUGCCGAUUCCCAAGACUUCCGGGAUCCUUUCGAUCGUUCUCGGCGUGGUUGUCCUUCUACAGACCUUCGUCAAGUACAAAUUUUUCACGCCGGACAAGCAUCACUGGUUCCCGAACUGGAACGCAUUGGGCAUUGCCUUCAUUCUUGGCCCGCUCUGCACGUACCCGAUGGCGAUGCUGUUUGGCUCUAUAGUAGCCUUCGUUUGGCGUAAACGAGCGCCGGCUCACUUCCAGAUGUUCGGAUACGCCAUUGCUGCGGGUGGUAUUGCAGGAGAAGGUCUAGGCGGUAUUGUUAAUGCAGUCCUCCAAAUUGCGGGUGUUUCAGGCGCCGUCAAGGGUACUGCCGUUGGAUGCCCAAUGAACGCAUACUGCGGUUGA
Molecule: messenger RNA, 1947 nt
Organism: Dacryopinax primogenitus
Lineage: Eukaryota; Fungi; Basidiomycota; Dacrymycetes; Dacrymycetales; Dacrymycetaceae
Product: oligopeptide transporter
Exons: 8
Coding region: 1-1947 (648 amino acids)
Cellular component (GO): fungal-type vacuole membrane
Molecular function (GO): oligopeptide transmembrane transporter activity
Source: RefSeq, a predicted model, not a curated record